UGUGCUUGUGUUGGAACAGGCACUGUGGAGGUGUAAUCACACAAGGGAGACUCUCCACCUCUCUGCAGGACCCGAAGAAAAGAACUUGACGCUGCUGUCUGGCACAACGCGGGUGUUUAACUCUGAAAGUCAAGAUGCCUGAAACUGCAGAAGCCGUGUCAGCCACCCUCACCACCAACAGAAACUGCACUAUAGAAAUCACCAAUGUCAGCGGCAGCUACUGCCUCAUCAACCCCAAGGUGCACAUGACAAGUGGCUUCUGUUUCCACCCGCCCCAACCCACGGUUCGCACCAGCAAGACUGAAGUGUGUUCCUUCACCAAGGACGACAACACCGCCACGGGCGCCGUCGGCCUGCUGACCUACGACUUGUUCCACAUGCAGAGCAGGGUGUGCUCCGAGCGCAUGGCCAUCAUGUUUUCCGUGCCCUUUGACCGUAACUUGUACAACAACCGCCUGGCCGUGGGCGUGGUCGAGCAGUCCCGUGCCUGCGACAAACAUCUGUACGACCAGCUGUACGACGGGAAGGAUCUCAGCAACUCAUCCCGCGCUGACUCGACCGGCUCCGGGCUUGAACACAAAGCGAGAUCGGUCGAUUUGAGGGCCACAAUGUCUACGGUUGGCAAAGCCAUUGUGAAAGUGGAGCUCUACGAUAAAAUGGGUCAUUAGUGUGCUGUCUACUGGGGUUCCUUUUUUUGUACUUGUUCUUGCAGAAUGAAUAAACUUAAUUUAAUUUGACUACUGUUGUCCCCCUGGAAAAAAAAAAAAAAAAAAACAUUCAGGAGAGGAAGACUGAUUUUGCUGUCAUCUGCAUUUUGUGUCUGCUGAAAGAUAUCAAUAUCUGACAGCCAGCUCAUUGAUUCCCCAUUAGCUUAUUCCUUGGGCUCAUGCGCAUUGUACACUCCCUUUUCUUUGAUUAUGGUAAUAAAACAUUCAGACCCAG
Mugil cephalus (flathead mullet) is the source of this 942-nucleotide messenger RNA. RefSeq names its product bryoporin. The record is from RefSeq and is a predicted model, not a curated record. Gene Ontology annotation, biological process: pore complex assembly; cytolysis in another organism; monoatomic cation transport. NCBI's taxonomy places the organism in Eukaryota, Metazoa, Chordata, Actinopteri, Mugiliformes, Mugilidae. Gene Ontology annotation, cellular component: pore complex. The coding region runs from base 135 to 668 and encodes 177 amino acids. Gene Ontology annotation, molecular function: channel activity. The transcript is spliced from 3 exons.